UAAACACGCACUGACUGCGUGCGAGCAGAGGAACUGCAAAAUCCCAGUAACUACCGCAUCGUGCUCUCGAUUUCAGCAAGAAAUGGGAAGAAGCGAUGAUUCGAUAAGCAGGCGGAGGAACAAGAAGAACAGGAAAAAGCAAGAAAACAAGAGGGAUUCGUCCUCAAAGGUCUCCGCUCGUGUCGCUUCCAUUAUCGCCGCCAAGAAGCGCCGCCAGUCCGGCAAACGCCGCAACUGUCAGGGUAUGUGCUUCAGCCUUCCAACUCCAGAGGACCCUUUCAAUGAUAAGCUUGGGAAAAACGAACCCACGAGAAAAAGGAAGAGAAAUUCCAAAGAAAGGCGUAAGCUUGUGGACAAGAGUGCUCGUGGGCUGAAGAAAGAAUCUUUCAAGGACAAUAAUGCAGAUGGGGAUCUUAAAGGGCACAAAGCUAUUGAGUCCGUGAAUGUGGAGAAAGGGAAAUUAGCUUUGGUUUCUUCUAUAAGUUUCAUGGGGCCGGAGAUUGCUAUCAACUUAGGGAAAUCAACAUGCCAAAUCAUCAAGCGGGACGGGUCCAAUCAUUCUUGGAAAGAAUUUGCUUCAGAGAACAACUUGGAGUGCCCGUCAAAGUUCUUGAUUAUGUGCUUGAAUUCAAUUCAAAAAGCUUUGGAGAAUGGUGGAGCCUUGAGUAGUGAAGGGGAAAAGCCUCUCUUUGCCAAUGCGUGGGGCCUUGAGUUCUGGAAUUGUUACUGCACUGGAAAAGAUGUGUUGGAGACCACUGGAGCUGGUGCCACUGUCGAGCAAAUUGCGUGGAUGGCAUCAACUGCUGCUGAUACCAUUUCAAUGAAGGAGAAAGAGGGCUUGUCACUUAGUGGCCCUUUUCUUUUAUAUCUAGUGCCAUCACAAGAAAAGGCUUCUAAGGUACGACAAGUUUGCAAGCCUUUGAAAGCGCUUGGAAUACUUACAGUGAGUUUGCAUUCUGGUGCCUCCAUAGAUCAUCAAAUUAGUGGCUUAAAGAGUUGUGAGCCAGAGUUUCUUGUCUCCACCCCAGAGAGACUUUUGGAGCUUCUCUCCUUAAAGGCUGUUGACAUAUCUGGAGUGUCCUUAUUGGUUAUUGAUGGACUAGAAGCCCCUUUCAGAGGCGCUUACUUUGAUGCAGUCAAAUCCAUAAGGCAGUUCAUCCCUGAAAAGCUUCAGACAGUAGUUUUUGUGACUGCAUAAAUAAUUCAUCCAUUUAUGUCGUGCAAAAGCUGUCUGGAGGAUCUGUCUGCAAAUGAUAUUUUAGUAUCUCUAACAGUUUUAAGUGCAAUCAUCUCGUCUGUACAUGUUUCAAGAGGCUAAAAGCUAUUAUAGGACUCCGAAUUCAUCAGGAAAGCUUGUGGUAAUAUAUCUCUCCAGUUUGUCCACAGUUGACGCAAUCUUGAAAUCAGCUGGCGAGGUGAUUCAAGUUGGAAAUUGCUUGCACUCUAGCGACUCCACGUCGAAAGAGGUGAGAUGGGUGGUCCUAAUUCCUCUUGGCACUCGACAAGUUUUCAAGAAUCAUAGUGGAAGCCACUAUGCUUUUUAACAUUGUCAUGUUACGUGGUGUAGAAACCGAAUGUUAGUUUCAGAAACAUUUAGCAGACAUUUCACCAAGCAGUCGCUUGUUCUCUCGAACGAACUUACAGUAUAUGGAGUUUCAUAUUUCUCCACGAUAGUCUUGUAAUUGUACGUUGGGGCUUCAGCCGUCUUCCUUGCAUAAACUUAGUCAAAUUUAUUUGUCCAUUGGUUAGAAAUACUUAUAUCAUGGAUCAUGGUUCCUGGUUUUUGAGGCAUUAAUACAUCUGAUUUGCUGAAUUGUUCAAAUGCUGAAGUGAUUAUUUUUCUUCUUGAUGCUAUAUUUAAGCGAAUCUUUGUCUA
Sesamum indicum (sesame) is the source of this 1876-nucleotide messenger RNA. Its product is annotated as P-loop containing nucleoside triphosphate hydrolases superfamily protein. NCBI's taxonomy places the organism in Eukaryota, Viridiplantae, Streptophyta, Magnoliopsida, Lamiales, Pedaliaceae. The record is from RefSeq and is a predicted model, not a curated record. Gene Ontology annotation, molecular function: nucleic acid binding; ATP binding.